AUGGCCGCUUCCGCCCUGCCCAGCAGCAUGCGGGCGCAAUUCCUCGACGCGUUCAACUCGCCGUACGCGCUGCGCACGGUGCCGCUCCCCGUGCUCACGUCGCCGCACGACAUGCUGGUCAAGGUCGACGCGGCGUCGUACUGCCACACGGACGCGGUGCUGGCGGCCGGCGGCAUGGCGCCCAACCCGCCGGCGUUCCCGCACGUCGGCUGCCACGAGUUCGCCGGCACGGUCGUCGCCACGUCGCACCCUGCCGCCCUCUCGCACGGCUUCCAGCCCGGCGACCGCGUCGGCGUGCCCGGCCGCUCGUUCCACGCCUGCGGGACCUGUUUCGAGUGCCGCGCCGCCCCGGGCGCUGGUAGUGACGAUUCGGACCCGCCCGGCUACUCGGUGUACUGCGCGGGCGGUGCCGCAAACCUGGGUAUUUCCGCGCCCGGCGGGUUCCAGGAGUACGCGGCCGUUGACGCGCGGCAGGUGGCGCCCGUGCCGCCCGGCAUGAGCGCGCCCGAGGCGGCCACGCUGAUGUGCGCCGGCGUGACCAUCUACGCGGCACUCAAGCGGUGCGGCGUCGCGGCCGGAGGGCGGGUAGGGAUCGUGGGCUGCGGCGGCGGGCUGGGGCAUCUGGGUUUGCAGUUCGCUGCCGCCAUGGGGCUGCGCGUGGUCGGCGUCGACAAUGCGGAUGCGCCGCUGGAUCUAGCGCGGGGCGUGGUGGCGGCGCGCGGGGUCGGGGGGGCGGUGCGGGUUGUCGAUGCGCGGGCCGACGAGGCAGAAGACGUGGUCACGCAGCUGGGCCGAGAAGACGGGCGGCGGGACCGGGCGGACAUGGGCGUCGACGCGGUGGUGAUUCUGCCCGAGAGCCAGCGGGCGUUUGACUACGGCGUGGCACUGCUGCGCAACCACGGGCGGUGCGUCGUGGUGUCGUUCCCGCGCGACGGGUUCCGGCUGGCCUCGCGCGACGUCGUGUUCCGCGACAUCUCGGUCGUUGGGAGCCUGGUCGGGAGCAACAGGGUGCUGCGCGAGAUGGUGCUGUUUGCCGCCGUGCACGGUGUCCGUGCCUCCUUCAAGCUGUUUCCGCUCGACCGGCUGAACGAGCUCGUGGAGGAAUACCACAAGGGCGCCGGCGGGAAGCUGGUGGUCGACAUGACGGCGUAG
This is a messenger RNA of Lasiosphaeria miniovina, 1152 nucleotides long. RefSeq names its product chaperonin 10-like protein. The transcript has a single exon. Bases 1 to 1152 code for a protein of 383 amino acids. Gene Ontology annotation, molecular function: alcohol dehydrogenase (NAD+) activity. The record is from RefSeq and is a predicted model, not a curated record. Gene Ontology annotation, cellular component: cytoplasm. Lineage: Eukaryota; Fungi; Ascomycota; Sordariomycetes; Sordariales; Lasiosphaeriaceae.